GGCCGUCGGAUGGGUCCAUGGCGCCUCCGCAAACCCUAGAACCGAACCAAAAAGUUCCCUAUAAACGGCCUCGAUGGCCACCUUCAACGCCGCUUCUCAGCCUCAUAGCCUUCGUAACCGAAGAGAUCGCAAAGAGCGAGGAGGAUGUCGACGGAGGAGGCGAAAAAGGUGAUCCCGGAGUCGGUUUUGAAGAAAAGAAAGAGGGAGGAGCAGUGGGCGCUCGCCAAGAAGCAGGAGCUUGUCGCGAAGAAGAAGAAGUCUCGGGAGAAUCGGAAGUUGAUCUCUGCUAGAGCUCAGCAGUACUCCAAGGAAUAUGAAACCCAGGAGAAGGACCUGAUCCGCUUGAAGAGAGAAGCCAGGUUGAAGGGAGGGUUUUACGUCAGCCCUGAGCCGAAGCUUCUGUUCAUCAUUCGCAUUCGAGGUAUAAAUGCAAUGCACCCGAAGACCCGAAAGAUCUUGCAGCUUCUUCGUCUGAGACAGAUAUUCAAUGGUGUGUUUUUGAAAGUCAACAAGGCUACAAUCAACAUGUUGCGAAGAGUUGAGCCUUAUGUGACCUAUGGGUAUCCCAAUUUGAAGAGUGUGAGGGAGUUGAUCUACAAGAGAGGGUUUGGGAAGCUGAACAAGCAGAGAAUUCCUUUUACAGACAAUUCAGUGAUUGAGCAGGGCUUGGGAAAAUGUAACAUCUUAUGCAUUGAAGAUCUUGUCCACGAGAUCAUGACUGUCGGACCGCACUUCAGGCAGGCCAACAACUUUCUGUGGCCUUUCAAGUUGAAGGCACCCUUGGGCGGCCUGAAGAAGAAGAGGAACCACUAUGUUGAAGGAGGCGAUGCAGGAAACCGUGAAGAUUACAUCAAUGAACUCAUCAGAAGGAUGAACUAAAUCUUCCGUGUCAUUUAGAUCUUUUUCAGUUACAUCAGGAAGGGUUUGUUCUACUUGUUAUUUUGAAUUUUGUGUCGGUGACAUUGUUACCUUAAAACUCUGGAUGGAUUUACAAUCGCAUUAUUUAUGAUUUAUGCUACUUUGAAAUA
Messenger RNA from Zingiber officinale, 1028 nucleotides. Its product is annotated as 60S ribosomal protein L7-4-like. The coding region runs from base 145 to 879 and encodes 244 amino acids. Gene Ontology annotation, molecular function: RNA binding; structural constituent of ribosome. Gene Ontology annotation, biological process: maturation of LSU-rRNA from tricistronic rRNA transcript (SSU-rRNA, 5.8S rRNA, LSU-rRNA). Gene Ontology annotation, cellular component: cytosolic large ribosomal subunit. Lineage: Eukaryota; Viridiplantae; Streptophyta; Magnoliopsida; Zingiberales; Zingiberaceae. The record is from RefSeq and is a predicted model, not a curated record. The transcript is spliced from 7 exons.